Messenger RNA from Leptinotarsa decemlineata (Colorado potato beetle), 1616 nucleotides. Its product is annotated as D-2-hydroxyglutarate dehydrogenase, mitochondrial. The record is from RefSeq and is a predicted model, not a curated record. Lineage: Eukaryota; Metazoa; Arthropoda; Insecta; Coleoptera; Chrysomelidae. Gene Ontology annotation, cellular component: mitochondrion. Gene Ontology annotation, molecular function: FAD binding; catalytic activity.
GAACAUACAUAUUAUUGAGAGAGACUAACGAUAUGAAAAUAAUACUUUCCUACUGAAAAGUCAUUUUGAAGUAAAUGCAAAAUGUUUUCAAGUUUCGUGAAAAGUUCAAGAGUGCAGUCAUUGCUGAGUAAAAGUGGGAGAGGAAAUCAAUCGCUUUUUCACAAAAAACCAGAUUUUACAAAAAAUGCUUUUAAUGUUACCAGAGGAGAUUUCAAUUAUUUGCAAAAUGACCAUAUACACUUUUUCAAAAGUUUAUUAGGCGAAAAUAGAGUUGUUAUGGAUUCGUCGGAUUUAGAAAAGUAUAAUGUGGAUUGGUAUUUGCAAGUGAGAGGUAAUAGUGCCAUAGUAUUGAAACCAAAAUCAACCGAAGAAGUAUCAAAAAUACUCUCUUUUUGUAAUGGUCACAAACUUGCCGUUUGUCCACAAGGUGGAAACACCAAUGUUGUUGGAGCAGCGGUACCAGUUUUUGAUGAAAUAAUAAUAUCUACUGAGUUGAUGAACGAAAUUAUCGAGCUGGAUGAGGAAGCUGGGAUUCUGACUUGUCAGGCAGGUUGCAUUCUGGAAAAUCUUGAUAACUAUUUAUCCGAAAGGGGCCUCAUUGUACCUUUGGAUAUCGGAGCAAAAGGUUCUUGUCAUAUCGGUGGAAAUGUAUCUACAAACGCAGGGGGGAUGAGACUCAUUCGAUACGGCAAUAUGCACGGGAAUAUUCUUGGAUUGGAAGUGGUGCUGGCAAAUGGUACUAUCGUUGACUGUGUAAGCGCCCUGAAAAAAGAUAACAGUGGAUAUCAUUUGAAUAAUCUCUUCAUUGGAUCCGAGGGUUCUCUAGGUUUGGUAACGAAAGUAUCUUUGCAAUGUCCAUCACGACCAAAAUUCAGAAAUGUUGCAUUCUUUGGCUUACAAAAUUUCGACAAAGUUUUGGAAACAUUCACACUUAGUAAACAUAAACUGGGCGAGAUAUUAUCUGCAGUGGAGGUGAUGGAUACCCCUACGAUGGAUUUUAUUAAGGAACGGAAUAAUCAGAAAUCUCCAAUUGGAGACUACCCGUUUUAUCUAAUGAUCGAAACAUCUGGAAGUAACGAACAGCAUGACGAAGAAAAAUUGAACAUGUUUUUCGAAGAGACUUUGGAAAAGGAAUUGGUUUUAAACGGAACUGUAGCCAAUGAAACUAAUAAAAUUCAGGAUAUUUGGUCUAUACGCGAAAACAUUACAAAUGGUUAUAAAACAUGUGGAGCAGUGUUCUACUAUGACAUAUCUUUACCAACUGAUAAUUAUUAUACAAUUGUUGAUGAAAUAAGAGCUCAUAUGGGUAACUCUUGUGUGCGAGUUUUCGGAUACGGGCAUUUGGGUGAUGGAAAUGUUCAUUUACAAAUUCAACUCGAAGAGUACUCUGAAGACUUGAAGCGGCAUGUGGAACCAUAUAUUUUUGAACGAAUUGCAGCUUAUAAAGGCAGCAUUAGUGCAGAACAUGGAAUUGGUUUCAUGAAAGCGAAAUACUUGAAAAUGGUCAAACCUAAAACUACUUUGGAUUCAAUGAAAAAUCUCAAAAUUAUGCUCGAUCCUAAAGGAAUACUCAACCCCUACAAGAUUCUUCCUGAAUAAAGUCCACGUUCAGAGAA